Penicillium brevicompactum is the source of this 1119-nucleotide messenger RNA. RefSeq names its product cupin domain-containing protein. Bases 1 to 1119 code for a protein of 372 amino acids. The transcript is spliced from 3 exons. NCBI's taxonomy places the organism in Eukaryota, Fungi, Ascomycota, Eurotiomycetes, Eurotiales, Aspergillaceae. The record is from RefSeq and is a predicted model, not a curated record.
AUGCCCUUCGUCCCUUACCACAACUCCGCCGGUCAAAGCAAGAUCGUCAAGUUCGGCGGUCUUCUCACCACUGAAUUUCUCGAGCCACCUCCUGGAAGAUGUUUUCUCUUCCGCCAGACUUACCGACACAAUGUUGAGGGCGCCAUUCCCGACAACCUGCGCCAACUGGUCAACAGCCCUAACCGGCCUAAAGGCCCCCCGCCCCACUUCCAUCAAUUCCAAACGGAGUACUUUCGCGUGGAGUCUGGAGUAAUGGGAAUCAAUGUCGACGGGAAGGAAAAACGCGUCACUGCUGAAGAUGGCGAAGUGUCUGUGAAAGCGGGCAGCGUCCACAACUUCUUCAUCCAUCCUGAUUCCGAGGAGAGCAUGACCGUCUAUCUUAGUGCCUCGGACUCCGGAAUGGACUAUCAGCUGGAUCGGAUCUUUUUCGAGAAUUGGUACGGAUACUGGCACGAUGCUCUGCUGCACGACGGCGGUCUGGACUGGAUUCAAUUCCUCGCUAUUCAAGAUGGUGGAGACGCGUACACCCCGGCCCCGGCGUGGGUCCCCUUCCGCCGCCAGGUCGGCUACUGGACCUGUGUCAUAGUGGGUCGUUGGAUUGGUGGGCUUCUUGGCUACAAGCCCUUUUUCAGGGAGUACACGACCGACUGGGAUUUUGCUGUCGCCAAAAUGAAGGGCUCUUUCUUCCAGCGCCAUUUGGUGCAUGAUGCGUUUGCAGCGGAAAAGGCUUGGCCUGCGCAGGUCGCUUUGGAAGCAUCUUCCACCCCCGAGAAUGCUGAGUAUGAGCCCUGGGUGCAAGACAUGUCGCCGAAGCCUUUGGUCCUGCACGCGCCGAGAUAUGAGAAUGGAGUCUAUGUGGAGAAUGCUCAGAAUGGUAUCAAUGGCAACUCGAGCACCACUGUUGGUCAUGCUAAUGGCACCAACGGCCAUGCCAACGGUACCAGCGGCAUUAAUGGAAUCCAUGGUCACGCCAAAGGCAUCAACGGCCAUACCAAUGGCAAUACCAAUGGUCAUACCAACGGCACCAAUGGCACCAACGGUGUUACUGGAGAGACUACCGGGGCCGACUGGGAGAUUGGAAGUCUGCUCAAGAAACGAGUUCCAAUUGGAGUUCAUUGA